UAUGCAUUGAUGGCAUGAAGAACACUAUGCUCUCAUCCCCAGUUUCCUUUUAGUGGCCGGUUCGAGAAGAACUGCCACAAGGGAAGGCUGUUACGCUUUCCCACACGCGCUUGCGCCCUUCGAGCACGAGUUCACGACAGCAGAUCGCUAAUUCACUCAUCAUGUCGUAUUGCACGCGAGUGCUUCGUGCACAGAAAUUGUCUGCCUUAGCUGCGGAUAUACAGCAACGAUGUUUCAGCGUAAGCCCAUUGAGCUUCGCUGCUGCGAAGGUGGCGAUGUCCAAAUUCGAUACAACUAGCUACUUGCCAUACGACAAACUAGAAGACAAUCUUAAAGUGGUUAAAAAGAGAUUGAAUCGGCCGCUCACUCUGUCUGAGAAGGUUCUUUAUUCCCAUCUUGAUGAACCUGACAAGCAAGAUAUUGUUCGCGGCACCAGCUAUCUUCGACUGCGACCAGACCGUGUCGCCAUGCAAGAUGCAACUGCACAAAUGGCGAUGCUGCAAUUUAUCAGUUCAGGCUUACCAAGAGUUGCGGUGCCGUCCACCAUCCACUGCGAUCACUUAAUCGAAGCUCAAAUUGGCGGCGAUCAGGAUCUGAAGCGUGCCAAGGACAUCAACAAGGAAGUCUACAAUUUCCUAAAAACUGCAGGUGCCAAAUACGGCGUCGGCUUUUGGAAUCCCGGCUCCGGCAUCAUCCAUCAGAUCAUCCUUGAGAAUUACGCCUUCCCCGGUUUGCUGAUGAUCGGUACCGACUCGCACACUCCGAACGGAGGCGGUCUAGGCUGUCUGUGCAUCGGUGUCGGCGGUGCCGACGCUGUCGACGUGAUGGCAAACAUCCCGUGGGAGCUCAAGUGCCCCAAAGUUAUCGGCGUAAAGCUCACAGGAGAACUGAAGGGCUGGACCAGUCCGAAAGAUAUCAUUCUCAAAGUAGCCGGUAUUCUGACCGUCAAAGGCGGCACUGGUGCCAUCGUCGAAUAUUUCGGCCCAGGUGUCGACAGCAUCAGUUGCACUGGAAUGGCCACCAUUUGCAACAUGGGUGCGGAAAUCGGCGCCACCACCUCGCUCUUCCCGUACAAUUACAGAAUGCAAGAUUACUUAAAGGCGACCGGACGCUCGGAAGUCGCCGCAGCAGCCGAUCAACACAAAAGUCUGCUGACGGCCGACUCCAACGCCAAAUACGAUCAGGUCAUCGAGUUAGAUCUGUCGACUUUAGAGCCGCACGUGAACGGACCUUUCACGCCGGACUUGGCUCAUCCGAUCUCUAAACUGGGCGAAACGGCUAAAAAGAACGACUGGCCAAAUGAGAUCAAGGUCGGCCUGAUCGGUUCCUGCACCAACAGCUCCUACGAGGACAUGGGUCGAUGCGCGAAUAUCGCCAAACAAGCUCUAAAGCACGGUUUGAAGGCAAAGUCUGCGUUUAACGUCACGCCUGGAUCCGAGCAAAUUCGCGCAACAAUCGAGCGCGAUGGAAUCGCCGAAACUCUUCGUGAAUUUGGAGGUACGGUGCUAGCUAAUGCGUGCGGACCUUGCAUUGGUCAAUGGGAUCGUCAGGACAUCAAGAAAGGAGACAAGAACACGAUUGUCACAUCGUACAAUCGAAACUUCACUGGUAGGAACGAUGCUAAUCCGGCGACACACGCGUUUGUUACCAGCCCCGAGCUUGUCACUGCCCUUUCCAUCGCCGGGCGGCUUGAUUUCAAUCCGGUCAAAGAUAGACUAAAGGGCAAAGAUGGAAAAGAAUUCCUUCUGGAUAAUCCGUACGGCGACGAAUUACCUAAUCGCGGUUUCGACCCCGGCGUGGAUACUUAUGAUGCACCGCCCUCAGAUGGUGGCAAAGUUAAAGUCGAUGUGGACGCGAAAAGCCAAAGAUUGCAGCUCCUAGAACCGUUUGAUAAAUGGGACGGCAAGGACUUGGAGGAUUUAACAAUUCUGAUUAAAGUCAAAGGCAAAUGCACCACGGAUCACAUCUCCGCGGCUGGUCCAUGGCUCAAGUAUCGUGGACAUCUCGAUAACAUUUCCAACAAUAUGUUCCUCGGCGCCGUCAAUUCCGAAAAUGGUGAGAUGAACAAGAUCAGGAAUCAAUUGACGAACGAAUGGGGUGGCGUGCCCGAUGUCGCACGCGAUUACAAGAAGAAGGGCGUAAAGUGGGUCGCCGUAGGAGACGAAAACUACGGUGAGGGUUCCUCCAGGGAGCACGCCGCGUUAGAACCGCGUCAUCUCGGCGGCCGCGCCAUCAUCGUCAAGAGCUUUGCUCGUAUCCACGAGACGAACUUGAAGAAGCAAGGUCUCUUGCCUUUGACUUUCGCAGACCCUGCCGAUUACGAUAAGAUUCAACCUAACGAUAAGAUCAGUCUUCUCGGUCUGAAGGAUCUGGCGCCUGGCAAGCCAGUGAAAGCGCAAAUCAAACACAAGGACGGUAAGGUCGACACCAUCAGUCUAAACCAUACAUUGAACGAACAGCAGAUCGGUUGGUUCAAAGCUGGUUCCGCCUUGAAUCGCAUGAAGGAACUUUCGUCUGGACGAUAAGCCAAUCGCCUCUCAAGAGGAUUAGCCGAUUCAUAACGCAUAGCGCAUUCGCAAAAAUGGAGAAAAUGUGCCGCAGAAUGGGGCGAAGCCGAUCAGGGUGUAUGACAUCGUCAUCAUAUUUCUUCUCUCUUGGAUAAAUGAACGAUACUCCACGGUGCCUGGUCAAAUAACACGAAUCUGAAAUAUCUAAAAAUACCUAAAAGGCGCCUUUUAAAUGUCCUUUAGUUAUAUUUUAGAUGUAGUGUUAUUUGGAAGAUUUGUUUUUUUUCUGUUGUUUUAUCUGUUUCGGUUUUAACUUGACAAUACUCUGAUCUCUUUUAGGAGAAGAUGCAUGCUUCAAUACGGAAACUCUGAUGGAUGUAACCUUAUUCUAUGGUACUUCAUAUAUCAUGUAGUCACGAUCGUAGACUGAUCAUGUUGAUUCCAACAUGUCGAUGCGUUCGUUUCUAAAUUCUGUACAGCUCACACAGCGUUGUUACAUGUACAUAUUUACUACUAGCAAACGCCGUCGUUAUUUUCUAGUUGUUGACUGUUUUAGAAAAUUGUCUCGCCAUUGAGAACAAAUAAAUCAUGAGUCAACGAGUGA
This is a messenger RNA of Linepithema humile (Argentine ant), 3111 nucleotides long. RefSeq names its product aconitate hydratase, mitochondrial. Lineage: Eukaryota; Metazoa; Arthropoda; Insecta; Hymenoptera; Formicidae. The record is from RefSeq and is a predicted model, not a curated record. Gene Ontology annotation, biological process: tricarboxylic acid cycle. Gene Ontology annotation, cellular component: mitochondrion; cytosol. Gene Ontology annotation, molecular function: 4 iron, 4 sulfur cluster binding; aconitate hydratase activity.